AAAGCCCAACUUAUAUAUAAAGAGAAACACUCACACACACCACGACGCAGUUCCUCCGCUUACGGUGACGGAGGCUGCCAAGUUCAAACCGGAACAACCUUCUCAAAUCUCAACUAACACACCACACCAACCCUUCACUUCCAAAUCUUCAAAACGACAACGUAUAUAGGGCUUCUCAUGGAGACGCAACCACACGAUAAUUUGCAGCACGCACCGGUUUCUUCUAGCGACGCCGAUAACCUACCCAACGACGCGGUGGCUGAUGUGGCGGCUAAUGUUUCAAAUCACAGAGUCACCGAAGAAAAAAACGAUGUUUCAAGAGACGAAGUUAUUCAGAUUCUUCAAGCUAUUGCAUCCUCCGGGAGGUUCUGGCAUGACUGGGAUAACCUCAAGAGUAUGCUAUCAUUUCAGCUGAAGCAGGUAUUGUCCGAGUACCCUGAGGCAAAAAUGACAAGUGAGCAGCAAUAUGCUUCGCUAAGAGAAUCCUACUCUGAUUUGGUCAACAAAUUGAAUGAUGCACUUACAUGUUUUAUUGAUGGCCCACCAUUUACAUUGCAAAGGGUUUGUGAGAUUCUAUUGGACGCAAAAAACAUUUAUCCAAAUCUUUCCAAGCUUGCUUUAGCUCUUGAAAAGAAUUUGUUAGUUACAUCUACAUUGACAAUCUGCACUGAUCCAUAUCCACAAGAACCAGUACAAGAGACUGAUGCCAUAGAGAAGCCAAGUGAAAAACAGCAGGAGCAGCAAUCUGAUGGCGUGCAGAAUGGUACUGAGCCUUUGGUAACAGACAACGACGAAGUAAUGGUUGAGGCUGAUACGAGUGAUGAUGUGACCAUUGAAAUGGAAACUUUUGAAGACGCUAAAUCAUCAGAAAAUGACCCCGAGCCAAAUGCUAAUAAUGCACAAGCCUCAUGAUUACUAUCCAUAUUUAAAUACAUAAACUGUUGAGCAUAGACUCUUGUUUUCUCGCUAUGGACUUCAAAUGCUGAGAGCAAUGUAUAUGAGGGGUGAAUCCUUAGUGUUAUUAAGCUCUGCUCUUGUGAUAGUUAGAGCUAAGAAUUUCAUAGCACUUAAAAUCAGAACGAAGUUCCUGUUUAUGAUCUCUUUGAUGUUAUGCUUGUAUUGAUAGCAUGAGCUUGAAUAUCUCACUGUAAUCUGCUUUUAAUUUGUGCUCUGAAGUUGAAUUCAUAAACUAGUUCUUGAA
Lathyrus oleraceus (garden pea) is the source of this 1201-nucleotide messenger RNA. RefSeq lists its product as uncharacterized. NCBI's taxonomy places the organism in Eukaryota, Viridiplantae, Streptophyta, Magnoliopsida, Fabales, Fabaceae. The transcript has 8 exons. The record is from RefSeq and is a predicted model, not a curated record. Gene Ontology annotation, cellular component: protein phosphatase 4 complex; nucleus; cytoplasm. The coding region runs from base 178 to 912 and encodes 244 amino acids. Gene Ontology annotation, molecular function: protein phosphatase regulator activity.